This is a messenger RNA of Penicillium macrosclerotiorum, 1485 nucleotides long. RefSeq lists its product as uncharacterized. Bases 1 to 1485 code for a protein of 494 amino acids. Gene Ontology annotation, cellular component: plasma membrane. Gene Ontology annotation, biological process: transmembrane transport; dipeptide transport; allantoate transport. Lineage: Eukaryota; Fungi; Ascomycota; Eurotiomycetes; Eurotiales; Aspergillaceae. The record is from RefSeq and is a predicted model, not a curated record. Gene Ontology annotation, molecular function: allantoate transmembrane transporter activity; dipeptide transmembrane transporter activity. The transcript has 7 exons.
AUGGCUAAUGAGAAUGAUCUUAAGCGUAACAUCACUGCGCCUAGUCAUGAUGUGGAUCUAGGAGAGGUGCUGGCUCUAGAAUCUACGCCAGAAGAACAGCGUCGAGUUCUACGCAAGUUGGAUCUUGUAUUGAUCCCCUUGAUGGGUACGGGAUAUUUCCUCCAGUUUCUUGACAAGCUGGCUCUGAGUCAAGCAACGCUGUUCAAUUUACGCGAAGAUCUGAAUCUGCGUGGAUCGAACUACUCGUGGACCUCGGCUGUCUUUUACUUUGGCUACCUUCUCUGGAGCUGGCCCAGUGCGUACAUAAUUGUACGUUUUCCAAUUGGGAAGUACUUGGCCACGACGGUAUUUCUUUGGGGUGGAAUCCUGAUGUGCCACGCUGCUUGCACCAACUUUGCUGAACUCAUGGUCGUUCGCUUUUUCCUUGGUGUUGGAGAAGCUUCUAUCGCACCAGGAUUCACUUUAAUCACAGGAAUGUUUUAUACUCGGCAGGAGCAGCCAGUUCGGCAAUCUGCUUGGUUCUUUGGUAACUGCGUUGCUGUACUCUUCGGAGGCUUGAUUGCCUACGGCAUUGGAAAUAUACAUACCACCGCAAUUGAACGAUGGAAAUUAUUGUUCUUAAUUCUAGGCUCUAUCACGUCGGGUUAUGCUAUCGUCUUAUUUUUCCUCUUACCUGACUCUCCAGCCAAGGCCUUUUUCCUAAAAGAUAAUGAACGGGCUAUCGCAAUCCAACGGACAUUGAAGAACAAGACUGGAAUAAUGGACAAUGGAAAAUUCAAAUGGUCUCAAGCCCGCCAGGCCUUGACAGACCCACAAACAUGGUUGCUGGUUUUGAAUUCAUUCACUUCGAACCUAUGCAAUGGCGGGAUCACCACGUUUACAUCUAUCAUCACAGCGGGCUUUGGAUUUACCGACCUGAAAGCCCUCAUCAUGCAAAUGCCUCAAGGCGGAGCAGAGAUUGUUUUCUUGGUGCUCUCGUCUCUUGCAUGUACCUUUAUUCCAUCGUCUCGUAUCGUUGCCAUGAUUUUCAACACUUCGAUAUCAGUGAUUGGGAUGGUUCUGAUCUGGAAAUUGGAUCCUGCAGAUCAGGCAGGUCGCAUGGUUGGUCUGACUUUGGCCGUUGUAUAUGCGAUCAACCUGCCGAUUAUGUUGAGUAUCGUCACCUCCAAUGUCGCUGGGUUCUCGAAGAAAAGUGUCGUUAGUGCUUUAAUAUUCAUUUCUUACUGCGUGGGAAAUGUUGUUGGACCUCAGUUCUAUAUUGCCUCCGAGGAGCCUUCCUACCCAACCGGGAUUAAGGCUGGAAUGUCUGGCCUGAUUUUGAGCAUUUUCUUCUUGGCUCUACUCUUCUUUUACUACACCUGGGAGAACCGCCGUCGUGAUCGCCUAUACGGGCGCCCGGAAGAAAUGACCGUUGGGGCAGAGCUGCAGGAUGAACUUUCGAAUAAGACUGACAGGGAGAUCAAUAGCUUCCGGUAUAUCUUGUAG